Molecule: messenger RNA, 1992 nt
Organism: Rotaria socialis
Lineage: Eukaryota; Metazoa; Rotifera; Eurotatoria; Philodinida; Philodinidae
Source: the annotation of a GenBank genome assembly
AUGGCUAUGUAUCAAACAAGAUUGACACCAAUACUUCCACAUAAAACUGCUAUCUUGUUGGUUGAUGUACAAAAUAGUGAAAUAAGUAUGGAACAUCAACAGAAAACACCCUGGUACUAUCAGCAAAUAACUGAAAUUUGCAUACCAAAUAUGAUUCACCUGCUGGAAAUAGGACGCCAAUUGGGUAUCGAAAUUAUGUAUACCACUAUUGAAAGUCUCACUCGGAAUGGUCGAGAUCGAAGUCUUGAUCAUAAGUUAUCAAAUAUCUUUAUUCCAAAAGGAUCAUUUGAAGCUAAUGUUAUUAGCAGUGUUGCACCUCGAGAAGAUGAUAUUUGGCUGAAGAAGACAAGCUCUGGUGUAUUCAAUUCUACUAAUAUUGACUAUGUAUUGAGAAAUCUUGAUGUUGAAUUUCUUGUGAUUGUGGGCUUCUUAACAGAUCAAUGUGUCGAUAUGGCUGUACGCGACGCUGCUGACAAAGGUUAUCAAGUCAUUUGCAUUUCAGAUGCGUGCACAACUCAUACUCAAGAACGUCAUGAAAAUGCUUUACGUGCUUUUGGUGGUUACUGUCGUAUUAUGACUACAGCUGAGUUUGUACAAGAAGUUCAACAUAAAAAGCAGUAUAAUAAUGGUCAACAGAAGAAUUUAUCAUUAUCUAUUUCUUCGUCACUUCAACCAACCAAACUGACAAUGAUAGUCACCACCGAUCUUACUGGAAUUACACGUGGUCGAGCAGUACCAACAGAAUGUAUCGAUGACUAUUGGAGUACUGGAUGUGGCUGGGUACCUGCAAACAGUGCUCUGACGCCACAAGACAUCAUUGCUGAUUCAAAUCCAUGGGGUUCACAUGGUGAUCUACGUUUGUUACCUGAUCGCAUUAGUCGAGUUCGAAUCAAGAAUGGACCAGACUCAAAAGCACCGAUACUUGACUUUAUUCACUCUGACAUUAUCGAAACCGAUGGUAAAGGUUGGGACAGCUGCCCACGUCGACUACUUCGACAAGAAAUUCAACGGUACCAUGAUUUGCUUGGUAUGAAAAUUAAAGCAGCUUUUGAACAUGAAUUUAUCUUGAUUGGACGACAGUCUAUGAGUGAUUUACCAGCAUUCUCGUUAAGAGCUCAUCGUCAUGUGGCUGACUUUGCUGAAUGGUUAGUUGCUGCCCUACAAUCAGCAGAUAUCGAACCAGAAAUGUUUCUGCCUGAAUAUGGUCGCAAUCAGUACGAAAUUACUUGUCGACCUACUGAUGGAGUUGCCGCUGCUGAUCGUGCUGUUAAUGUACGGGAAAUUACACGUGACAUAGCUCGGCAAAUGAGCUUACAUGCAAGUUUUUCACCACAGCCACAUGUCGGUGCAACUAGCAGUGGUGUGCAUUUGCAUCUAAGUAUUCAAGAUCUUGAUGGAAAGUCAAUAAUGUAUGAAAAGGGGCGUCGUUAUGAUUUGUCGGAACUUGGCGAGCAUUGGGCAGCUGGUGUACUGCAUCAUUUACCUGCACUGUGUGCACUCACUGCACCGACGCCAGUUUCUUACAUGCGAUUAAAGCCACAUCACUGGAGCUCGGCUUAUGCGUGUCUGGGCUAUCGAAAUCGGGAAGCCGCCAUACGUAUUUGUCCUACUGUGAGUCUUGGAUAUCGAUCGAUUGCUGAUCAAUACAAUUUAGAGUAUCGUCCAUUAGAUGCUACGGCUAGUCCACAUUUGAGUUUGGCUGCCAUACUAAUUGCUGGCAGGCUUGGUAUUCAACAAAAAUUGAGCUUAAAAGCAGUAACCGACAUUGAUCCUCAUGAAUUGAGUGACGAUGAGCGCAAAAAUCGUAGUAUCACUAGUUUACCAUCGAAUCUCUUUGAUGCUUUAAACAUGCUAACGAACGAUAACGAUUUCAUCCAAGAAUUACCAAAGUCCCUGAUCGAUACAUAUUUAGCAAUGAAAACACAUGAGCUAAAAAUAACUCGUGAACUCACUGAAAAAGCACUCUGCGAGCAAUAUGCUCGUAUUUACUAA